AAAUGUUGGGCAGUAAUUAGACUUAUGGCAGUAAAAUGUGUGAAAAGUGAUUUGAAAAUUGAAAAAGCAAAAAUCCAAAAAUCUCUACUGAAAUCCAGCGUGAGCGCUUUCAAAACCCAAAAUUAGUUGGAAAAAUCAUUUCAGCAGUUUCUCUUAACUCAAUUACCAUCAACAUUUCAACAUUAUAAUUUCGUUGGAGCUCCAAGAAAGCGUUUCUAGAUGUUUUGAUCCUCGAUUAUGAAAUUAGGGCUUUCUCUCAACUUCGAUCAGUUUUGUGAAAGCUGCUUUUAAUGAUGUCAAGACCCUUGUUACUUGUCUUUCUACUGCUUAUACUUAUAAUCACCUCUCAGUUUGAGUGGCGACAACAACUUGUUGUUGACCUUGACACUACUCCAACUAUCAACCAGAAGCAGUACCAAAUCUCGAAGAGAGAAGAAGCUGUAAAAGAGAAGAUCAUCUUAUCACAAGAGAAGAACAUUCAGAGACUUAAUGAACUUGUACGAAGUCUGCAGGAACAAUUGUUGUCGUGCAGGGGCAAUAAUGGGACAACAAAUGGCACUGUAAACCACAUGACCAAGCAUGUUAUUGAGCUUGAACGACAGCAGAUUCUGGAGGACUAGGCAAUUGCUUUACAAGCCUCUGUUUAAAGAUUUGGUCUCUUGAUGUUGUAAAACCUUCAUCUCUCUGCCCAAUUUCGAUUUGAGGUUCCUUUUGAUGUAAGUUUUGUAUCUUUUUCAUUCAACUGAAACAUGCAUGAUGUUAAAGGGCCACCAUACCCAUCCGAAGUAAUUGACAAGUAAAAAAGCAUUGUAUUCUUAUAGUGAUCUAGUAUGACAUUCUCGUAGCCAGAAACUUAGAGCUAAAAUAAGCAUGAUAUGAUAAAAAAAACCUACAAAGUGGAAGUAAUUAUAUAUUGCUUCUUGUAAUAUUAAAAAAAUGAUAAUAAUUGAGACUAAAUAUUGUUGAUGAAA
Molecule: messenger RNA, 971 nt
Organism: Pistacia vera
Lineage: Eukaryota; Viridiplantae; Streptophyta; Magnoliopsida; Sapindales; Anacardiaceae
Exons: 3
Coding region: 291-620 (109 amino acids)
Source: RefSeq, a predicted model, not a curated record